Messenger RNA from Vicia faba (fava bean), 666 nucleotides. NCBI's taxonomy places the organism in Eukaryota, Viridiplantae, Streptophyta, Magnoliopsida, Fabales, Fabaceae. The record is from the annotation of a GenBank genome assembly.
AUGGAAGAAUACCCCGAAGAAUUACGAACUCCACCCAUAACCCUAACCUCUCUGGUAGGUUGCCCCGAUCUCCACCCUCUAAUCUCAACCUACCUCUUAUCACAACAACCUCCAAUCAACACCUUAGCACUUCCCGAUUUAUCCAAAAUCAACGUCUUUAACCAGAAGAAAACCGAUCCCGAUUCCGUUAUCGCCGCGUCACCGCCUCCGUUCAUCGUUAACGGUAUCCUGAAACGCGAUUGGCUUCUCAAACACCGUACCAAAAUCCCUUCCGUUGUUGCUGCGCUUUUUCCGUCUAAUCAUGUUUUCGGUGAUCCCUCUCAGUGGCUUCAAGUUUGCUCCGAUCUCGAUUCCAUCAAAACUGUUAUUCGUGCGAGGAAUAUCAAAUUAGUUGUCGUACUUGUUCACACCAAUGCAAACGAUGAGGUUAGUGAAGAUAGAAUGAUUGCGUUAAGGAAACGAGCUGAAUUAGAGGCAAAAUAUGUUGUUAUAUUGAAUCCUAAUAAUGAUUCAGAAUUUCAAUCAUCUCUUAACAGGCUGGCAAGUAUAUUUUCGGAAUUAUCGGGGGUAUAUUAUAAAGAAGAAGGAAGAAGGGUUAAACAAAGGAUAGAGAAGAAGAAUGUUAGCGCUGUGGAGUUGAUUGUUCGUUACUGCUUCAAAGUAUGA